AUGUCUGGUAAUAUCGCGAGGUUUCGGUUGGGCGAGAAUCAGGCUGCUACUUCCCGGGAACGGAAACGUUUCAAUUUAGCUAAGUGUCAAGCCUGCACAAACAAAACUGCAUAGUGACGUUUAUGACUCGGCGUCAUAUUAACUUUUCUUCAGCUCUAUACUAGCAUCGGUUUUUAGACAGCUGGUAGCUUAUAGUACUAUUCACAGUCCUCAGCGCGCUAAAUGUAUGGACCACGCUCAGAUUCACGCUAACGUGAGCUAGCUCGCUAGUUUGUCUACACAGUCGGUAUUUGUCCACAGGAAAUAAAAAUGUCCGUGGAGCACAGGACAAGCUGGAUAUUGACAGGCGCUACUGUCGCCUGUGUCACCGCUUUGUAUGUGCCCUGUGUACAAAAGACUGUGCCCGGUGGAGACUCAGGAGAGCUGAUCACCACUGCUUGUGAGCUCGGGGUGGCCCAUCCUCCAGGAUACCCUCUCUUCACCUUACUAGCUCGGCUGGCUAUGUGUCUUCUGCCCUCACUCUCUCCAGCCCACAGUGUCAACCUAAUGACUAGUCUGCUGGGGGCUGCUGCUUGUGGUGCCCUCUGCCUUUCUGUCUGCAGGUUGGUAGGUGCUGGUCCUGGUGCAGUACUGGCUGGAGGCCUGUUCGCUGUUUCCAGGCUGAGCUGGCAGUGGUCCAUGGUGGCGGAAGUCUUCACCCUAAACAACCUUUUUGUUGGUCUACUCUUCUUCUUGACUUCCAACUUCCAUUGUGCUGAAAACGCCACUCAGAGGGGGAAGAUUGCACACUGGGGAGCGCUGUGCUGUGGUUUGGGACUCUGCAACCAGCACACCCUGGUGCUGUAUGUACUGGUCAUCAUUCCCUGGGUUCUUCAACGACUUUAUUCUCACAGGGAGCUGUCUUUGCGUGUCCUUCUGUCUCUGGGAGUCUGUUUCCUCGUUGGCUUUUUGCCGUACAUCUACCUGCCCAUCUCCUCUUUCCUCAACACAGCCCGGUGGAGCUGGGGGGAUCAGACCACCCUGUCUGGACUGCUGACCCACCUGCUGAGGGCUGAAUAUGGCACCUUCAGUCUGGCGAAGACAGAGAGCUCUGUAAACCUGACCACAAUGCUAAAGGCCCAGUUGGACCACUGCCUGGCAGACCUUUCACUUCCUGUUCUGAUGCUGGCAUUAACAGGCCUUCUCCUCUCCUCAUGGAACAGGACGUGCCGCUCAGUGACCUGGCUGUUGACCGCCAUGCUCGUGGUCUACUCUCUGUUUUUUGCUUGGAGAGCCAACCUGGACAUCAGCAGACCCCUGUUGCUUGGAGUGGUUGAGCGUUUCUGGCUCCAGAGUGAUGCUGCUUUGUGUGUGCUGGCAGGCUUCGGCUUGAGCCGGACACACAGUGAGCUGGAGAGGAGGCUGGGCCAUGGGGGGUUAUGGAAGACCACAGGCUGGGUGCUCACCAUAGCUCUGUUAGCACAUAUGGUGCGCACCAAUCACAGGGAGUGUGAUCACAGCAGAAACAGUGUGGUUGAGAGGUUCGGCAGGGAGCUCCUGGCCUCCGUCCCAACAGGCUCAAUCAUCCUGACCAGAGGAGAUCUGCCUGGAAACUCCCUGCGCUACUUAUACUACUGCCAGGGUGUGCGGCCCGAUGUACGUCUGGUCGACCAGGAGAUGAUGACAUACGCGUGGUAUGUGGCCAAGCUGGCGCAGCACCACCCUGGGGUCCACUUCCCUGGCCACUGGUGGGACCCGGCCCACCCUGAAGAGAAGGACACCUUCAGUCUGGAGCAAUUUCUGUCCCACAACACACAGAGGAAUGUGUUUGCCUGCAUUGGGCUGCCUGACGGAGACCCAAGCUGGGAACGUAGUUUCUCUCGUUGGCCCCUGGGUGUGUGUGACUACUUGGUGCCCAUCCAGAGGCAGUUUCACCCUGAAGAAUGGGCCCAUCGAACUCGCAACAUCUACAACUGGAGUGAGCCACACAACAGUUUCCAUCCUGCGUCCUGGGAGCACGUCGCCAAUGAGGAGAUGUGGCAAGCCAGGAUGAAGACGGCUUUCUUUCUGUUUGACCUGGCAGAAAGGAUGCAGGGAGAGGGGAAAGCUCGCCUCUUUGAGCUGUCUUACACUGUGAGUCUGACCUCAACAAACAUGCAGCAAUACUGUUACCAUAAAGGGGCAGAUUUAAGUGCCACACAAGCUAUACAAGGAGAUUGUGGAGGCCCACUCAGACUACCCCCCAAACUGGGACAAGAACUUGGCACUGGCCUGCGAGAGGCUGCUUCGCUCGGGUCACCAGGGCUACAGUCCAGACAGCCUUCUGACCUGCAGCACCCAGCACUUCACUCGCUACCUGGAGAAGGAACCCACAGAUCCCCAGGCACCCGCCAUACGGUCUGCCAUUACUUACCUGCUCACAGAGAGAGACAGGCUCCGUCAGAGCCGGAAGCAAACCCCAUAACAAGAUCCAGAGAGACCUACAUGGAACUGGCACACUAAGGGUGUGCUGCAAGCCCAGCCCAUAGUGCAAGGCACUGGGGAGGCAGUCUGAAUGUGUCUUGUGGUUUAAAGGCGGUGCUCCAGAGAGAUAGAAUGAGGCAGUCAUGUUUAGGUUAAGUUUUGGACUGAACCAAAUUAGACUUGUGAGAUGAGGGUUAAGAGAAGCGCUGGGGCAGAAGUCCCGGGCUCACAAAGGACAGAGAGCCAUCGCUAUGCCAUGUUUCAUUUGAUGAAUGUUUACAGUAGACGAGGGAUGGAGCUUGACUUUGGGAAGCCUUUACUGACCCCAAUCAAGCUGCGCGUGCUCCCCUUAAACUCACCCAUUCGAUUGGUUUAUCGUUACAUCUCGUCCUUUUUUUCCUCUCCUCUUCUGCUCUCACAGUUUUUAACGUGCUGAUUAUUUUGCCUCAGCCACUGCUCUAGUUCUCCUUUUCUCACAUUAGGAUGGCAAGGCUGAGAUUGAGGGAAAACCAAUUUGGGGGCAGAAAUGGGGGAUUAUAGUGGCCGUUUAAUCUAGGACACACUUGUGCUGUGCCACACAGUCCUCACUACGCAGCGCUACCCACCCACCCCUCUAUCCUUCCAUCACUCUAUCUUAGAUGGUCCUUUUAAUUUUUUAAAACUAAUGGAUUCGAUGAGUGUGCCCCCCCGCCCCCCUCUUCCUAACGAGAGAGCUGUAAUCCCUCAUGGAUUUAAAUGAAAUGUGAAAUGUCACAAUGCCAGGGACCCUUUUAGAGGUGCGUUUCUGUGUGCAUGUGUGUUGACUUGUGUUUGCAUGUCCGCAUUUGCGUGUGUGUUUGUGAACAUGCUUAAAUCUCAACCCAAGCCUUUUCCCUGCCUGGAAGCACAUAAAAAUGUUGUCGAUAAACAGAUCACUGGAAAGAGAGAAGAGCACAAAGUCAUUCAAUCUCCAGGGACACGUGGGAGACAUGCAAGACCGUCAGCCUCCCAGCUCGCCGGAAAACGUUUAGCUGGACGUUUAGCUCUGUGAGGGUUGCUGGAGAGACAACUGCUAGUGGCCCAUAGUCUUUGACAUAUUCCCGGGGUCCAGAAUAUCAGUUACACCCUGUUUUUGUAAAUGCCAGUGCCGACACUAAUAAACCAUGUGCCAUGAAAUUUGUUGUAGAGGUCAAAUCAGUGUAUUGCCAUAAGCUUUAUGAGACACUGCUGAAGGAGUCUGCUGUGUGAGAUACCACUUGAAAGCGAAGGACAGUAAGUGCGUGUGCAGUUUUCUCAGAAUGUAAUCUGCCCUCUCUUUUAGCAGCUGUCAGCUGGCUGGAUGAUGAGAUUCGACCUGCUGUAUCACAGAUGAUUUAGUUUCUCAUAAAAGGGGAAAACUGUCACUCUUUCUACAGAUGAAAAUGUUUCAAUAAAGUUUCUGUUCAUUUUAA
Molecule: messenger RNA, 3872 nt
Organism: Scatophagus argus
Lineage: Eukaryota; Metazoa; Chordata; Actinopteri; Scatophagidae
Gene: tmem260
Product: transmembrane protein 260
Exons: 16
Coding region: 310-2481 (723 amino acids)
Source: RefSeq, a predicted model, not a curated record